AGGCAGGCAGGCAGGCAGGCAGGCAGGCAGGCAGGCAGGCAGGCAAGCAGGCAGGGCAGUGAAGGGCAGGCAGGGCAGGGAGAGAAGUAAGUGUUCGUAUACCACAAGCCUGUGUUCCUCUCACUGCAUGUGUGAGCUGUACAAUACCCUUGAGGCUGGCACAGACAAAAACAGAGGGGAGAGAGAAAAAGAGAGAGAGAGAGAAAAAUAGAGAGAGGGAGGGAGACAGACAGAGGAGAGGGCAGGAAAUAGACCUUGAAGAGAAACAGAGAGUCUCUCUCUCUCACUCACUCACACACACACACACCCACACGGAGGACUGAGGGAGGACCGUACAUUCUCUCGGUCUCUACUCUACGCUCAGGACAAAGCAAACACGCCGGUUUGACUUUAGAGCCUCUCCUGUGACACCAGAGACACCGUCAACUGCUUCACGACAGGACAACGAGGGUGGAAAGCCUGGAUCAUUUUCAAACAAAGAGGACAAAGGAGGAUCGUGGACUGUAUUGAUAAACAUUUCAACAAGAAAAGAGGAGAAGGGUUACUAUAUUAUUAUAAUAUAUUAUUAUAUAUAUUACUAUAAAGAACUCUCCACAAGUGAAUUAUCACAUUAUAUUUAAGCCUUCUUCUCUGCGAGGACUUGGACCGGAGAACGGUUCCAGGAGUUAUUCUGAGCGUAGUAAAACAUUUUUUUUUUUUUUUUUUUUUGUGGCUGCCUGAGUGGCUGGCUGCUGUCUGAGUAAGUACAGCUCUCUGUCUCAGCCAGUUAGUCCUGCAGUCUCGGGGAGUCCUGCCGGCAGGGGACAGGGGGAGGGUAGGUAGGUGGAAGCUGCAGCGUGGAUCCCCAGUCCUAUGGGGAAGGAAGGGGUCCUCUUCCAACGUCAACAACAUGUCAACAAAAUGGGGUAGGAAACAUAGUGAUCGUGGAGAUUUUGGAAUGAAAACUUUGGUGUUUUAACGGUUUGUUCAAGAGUUUACACGGUUUAGAGGCGUUUUGUGUUCUGCCUUUGUGUUGUGCCUCGCUGGACAUUCGUGGCGGAUUGGGGACCAAGAAUUGAGUGAAAUACUUUCCUUGUAUAGUUGUUACACAACCCACCGACACCCCACCCCCCCCCCCCCUCCCAACCCACCGACACCCCACCCCCCCCUCAGUGUUCCCUUGCUUCCUCAACAACAUGGACAAUACCACCCUGAUCCCACUGGCCAUGUCGACAGACAACUUCACCCUGAUGAAAUACGGUCUUGGUGAGAUUAUCAGAUCAAGCAUCACUCCUUUGCCGCACCAACUCAACUCCUCCGUCUCCUCAGACAGUUCCAACUGCACCAAGAACGAUGGCUUUAAGUAUCCUCUCUACAGCACCGUGUUCAGCCUGGUGUUCAUUGUGGGGUUGAUCACUAACAUGGCAGCCAUGUAUAUAUUCACCUGUACUCUCAAGUUGAGGAACGAGACGACGACCUACAUGAUCAACCUAGUGGUGUCGGACCUUCUCUUCGUCUUCACACUGCCUCUCAGGGUCUUCUACUUCCUUAACCAGGACUGGCCGUUCGGCGGGAUACUCUGCAAGCUCUCCGUCUCAUUAUUUUAUACCAAUAUGUACGGGAGUAUUCUAUUCCUCACUUGUAUUAGUGUGGAUCGGUUCCUGGCCAUCGUUCACCCACUCAGGUCACGGGCGUUGAGAACAAAGAGGAACGCUAAGAUGGUGUGCGUGGCGGUCUGGGUUCUGGUGUUGGCAGGGAGUCUACCGACAGGGUUUAAACUGGAGACCACAUCGCCACACCACAACCACUCCACCGCGCGGUUCUGUUUCGAGAACUUCUCAUCCACUCAGUGGAAGUCCCACCUCUCCAAGGUGGUGAUCUUCAUCGAGACGGUGGGUUUCCUCAUCCCUUUGCUCCUCAACGUGGUAUGUUCCGUCAUGGUUCUCCAGACCCUGAGGAGACCCCAGACCAUCAGCCGUGGGGGGAAACUCAACAAAACCAAGAUCCUUCGAAUGAUCGUGGUUCAUCUCUUCAUUUUCUGCUUCUGUUUCAUCCCUUAUAACGUCAACCUAGUCUUCUAUGCCCUGGUUCGAACUGGGACGCUGAAGGGCUGCGCUUCAGAGACCGUGGUCCGAACUAUCUAUCCCAUCGCUCUCUGUAUUGCUGUGUCUAACUGCUGUUUUGACCCGAUCAUCUACUACUUUACCUCGGAGACCAUCCAGAACUCGAUCAAGAGGAAGUCCACGAUCAGCCAGGCGUACGACAUUAAGUUCUCUGAGGCACUGCAGAGUGAGACCAGCGCCAACUUCCACUGCAGCCUGAGGACACUGAAAGACAAGGUGUUUAACAACACAGAGUCUUCUGUGUGACACUGGGGGGGUGUGGAGGGACUGACUGGCUGGCUGGUUGACUGGUUAGCUUACUGGCUGACUGGAUGGCUGGUUGACUGGUUAGCUGACUGGCUGGUUGACUGGUUAGCUGACUGGCUGGCUGUAUGGCAGGCUUACUGGCUGACUGGAUGGCUGGUUGACUGGUUAACUGACUGGCUGGCUGGUUGACUGGUUAGCUUACUGGCUGACUGGAUGGCUGGUUGACUGGUUAGCUGACUGGCUGGUUGACUGGUUAGCUGACUGGCUGGCUGUAUGGCAGGCUUACUGGCUGACUGGAUGGCUGGUUGACUGGUUAGCUGACUGGCUGGUUGACUGGUUAGCUGACUGGCUGGCUGUAUGGCAGGCUUACUGGCUGACUGGAUGGCUGGUUGACUAGUUAGCUGACUGGCUGGUUGACUGGUUAGCUGACUGGCUGGCUGUAUGGCAGGCUUACUGGCUGACUGGAUGGCUGGUUGACUGGUUAGCUGACUGGCUGGUUGACUGGUUAGCUGACUGGCUGGCUGUAUGGCAGGCUUACUGGCUGACUGGAUGGCUGGUUGACUGGUUAGCUGACUGGCUGGUUGACUGGUUAGCUGACUGGCUGGCUGUAUGGCUGGCUUACUGGCUGACUGGAUGGCUGGUUGACUGGUUAGCUUACUGGCUGGUUGACUGGUUAGCUGACUGGCUGGCUGUAUGGCAGGCUUACUGGCUGACUGGAUGGCUGGUUGACUGGUUAACUGACUGGCUGGCUGAAUGGCAUGCUUACUGGCUGACUGGAUGGCUGGUUGACUGGUUAGCUGACUGGCUGGUUGACUGGUUAACUGACUGGUUAGCUGACUGGCUGGUUGACUGGUUAGCUGACUGGAUGGCUGGUUGACUGGUUAGCUGACUGGCUGGUUGACUGGUUAGCUGACUGGCUGGCUGGUUGACUGGUUAACUGACUGGCUGACUGGAUGGCUGGUUGACUGGCUGGUUGUCUGUCUGUCUGGCUCCACCAGACAAUAGGGAUGUGGAGACUGGCUGGCUGGUUGACUGGUUAACUGACUGGCUGGCUGGUUGACUGGUUAACUGACUGGCUGGCUGGUUGACUGGUUAACUGACUGGCUGGCUGGUUGACUGGUUAACUGACUGGCUGGCUGGUUGCUAGCAGCUGCACACAGGGUCUCUAAAUGGUUCUAUCUAUCUGUAGGUCUGGACUUAAGACUUGUGAAUUUAAUUGAUACAUGCAAAUACACAUACAGACAUUACACACGCAAUGGAUUAUCAUCAAACACAAUGGAUUAUCAGCAAGCCUCUGGGAGACGUUGGAGACAUUGGAAGGGGCUUGGAGGAGGAGGGCUGAGGCACCAGCAAGGAAAGAGGACAUACGUAUAGGAUUUCAGUGUUUAUCUCAGGGCUGCAACAUGGACCAAGCCCCUGUGACUGUCCAUGCUAUAUGUACCAGACAGUCUACAGUAUACAGGUUGUCUUAUUUGAUCUCCUGUUAGUUAAUAUGUUAAUUUAAUAUAACUAACUAACAUCCCCUUGUGGAAUUAGAACUGUUUUUGCACAAUAAUUGUGCCAGACAGAAGUUAUUAAACUUCAGAAAAAUAUGAAUUGGAAUGGAUUGUGAUCACUGGAGAGAGAGAACGAGAGAGCGAAAGAGAGAACGAGAGAGGGAGAGAGAACGAGAGAGGGAGAGUAUGAGAGAGAGAGAGAGAGAGAGAGAGAGAGAGAGAGAGAGAACGAGAGAGAGGGAGCGAGAGAACGAGAGAGAGUGAGAGAGAGAGAGAGAGGGAGGGAGAGAGGGAGCGAGAGAACGAGAGAGAGAGAGAGAGAGAGAGAGAGAGAGAGAGAGAGAGAGAGAGAGAGAGAGAGAGAGAGAGAGAGAGAGAGAGAACAAGACUGCUUACAGAGUGUAACAUGUAGCUACCAAUGAAUCUGUUUUCAUGGCAGCGAUAACUUUAUUACCAUGGCCUCGAUUUCAUUAAACUUGAGAAAUAUCAGGCUAUGGAUUUGCUUUGUUGUAUCUCAGUGAUGUUAGUUUUGAUAUUUUGUAUUGUGUAUAUAUCUGAAAACAGGUGGGUCUAAGAAGUGUUUGUGAGUAUACAGUAUACUGUGUGUGCCUGAGGAGAUUUUUAAAUCCUAAACUCAUAGUAGGCACUUUAUUGUAUAUCGUCCCGUACAAGACAAUGCACUGACACAGGAAUCGGUUGUUUUAUGUCACUAAU
Molecule: messenger RNA, 4558 nt
Organism: Oncorhynchus keta (chum salmon)
Lineage: Eukaryota; Metazoa; Chordata; Actinopteri; Salmoniformes; Salmonidae
Gene: lpar6a
Product: lysophosphatidic acid receptor 6a
Exons: 2
Coding region: 1176-2348 (390 amino acids)
Biological process (GO): positive regulation of Rho protein signal transduction; phospholipase C-activating G protein-coupled receptor signaling pathway
Cellular component (GO): membrane
Molecular function (GO): lysophosphatidic acid receptor activity
Source: RefSeq, a predicted model, not a curated record